CACAAAACACAAACCACAAACAAAUCAAAGAAAAGAUACAAGAAACAAGACAGGAAAAAUGAGCAUGGUCAGCGCUCUCACCACAUCGUCGCUGCUGCUUCUGGUCCUGCUCGUGAUGAUCACAACACUUGUCGGAACUUCAUCUGCGUGGAGCUUAUGGCCGUACAAGCAUGUUCAUGUGCGCAAUGAGUUGACAACAGCGUACAAUGGUGUCUUGCACGUUCACUGUUGGUCCAAGAACGAUGACAGAGGAGUUCAAGAUGUGGGUGUUGGGACGGAGUUUACGUGGAGGUUCAAGCCCAACAUAUUUGGGACGACAAAGUGGACGUGCGAGGUGUCGACGGAUGAUCAUCGUCGGGCUAGCUUUGAUUCGUACUGGGAGGAUCUAGGCCAAGGAAGGAGGGAGUACAAGGAGAACAUUUUUUGGGUUGCGGAAGAGGAUGGUGUUUACCUUAGAAUUAUUCAAGAGAAUAGAGAUCAGUAUUGGGCCAAGUGGCAAUCACAAUAGGUUUUAGAACUUCUUCUUUUUUAUAUAGUUAAUUUGUGUUUGAAUAAGGUUGGAGUAAUAUAGCUCACAUCAAUUGCUCUUACAGAUGUGUUUUCAUAUUAGCUUAGAAUGAAAUCUACACUAAAUUGCACAAGAAGAGCAAAUUGUUAUGUUUAGUUCCGGUGAGAAUUAAGAUAUAUUCGUGGAACCCUAAAAUUUGUUUGAGCCCGGGUGACUGGGCGUCACUCGGGUCCAAGGGGUUUGGGACGUCAGCCAUGACUUCGAGAGGGUAGGCGCCCCGCCUCGUCAGAAGCAAGAAAAGAGAAGAAGUAUAUAGAGAGAGAAAGUAGAGAGAAGUAAUAGUAAGAGUAGAUAGAUUGUCAUUUAUGAGGAGAGAACUCCUAUUUAUACACAUUUGAGGAUUAGGUAGUGGUCUGGGCGCCUGCCAAGCCAUAAAUGCUGUGGUCGGGCGCCUCAGACCUUCUGACACUGUACAUGGUCCUUUUUGACAGAGGGUGUCCCCCUGCCCCUUGUCCUUGCUGAUGUCAGGUGCCUGACCUUGUCUCUUGUCUCCCAGCCUUGUCUUUUUGCUCUUGUCUUCUUUCCUUCUUUAUGCCAUUAGCUAGGGUAUUAUUUUCUUAGUUACUAGGAUACCAUAUCAAUUGCCCCUUUUGGCGAUGGCGUGAGUAUCGCGGUAUCGUCAAACAAAUAUGUUCUAUGAUGGUAAAAAUACAAAGACUGUAAAAGAAUAGAUAAAAAAUAAAAUAAAUAAAUAAAAAAUAAAAAUUAGUAAAAAGGAAAAGAAAGAAUUAGAAAUAAAUAAGCAAAAUAUAUAAAAUAACAAAAAAAAAAACAAAAAGCCAUUGGCAAGGAGUGGGGUGGCAGCGAAGACGCCACCCCAUAUAGGCUGCUAGCAGCAGCUUUUGACCAAGCCCACUCAAAUUUGGAAGGAGUGGUUUUAAUUGAGGGUGAUGGAAGGUUGGGCCCUAGGGCAGCCCGCUUCGAGAACCGUGCGCCCUCCUUCUCAUUCCUAUUUAAGUCCCCCCUUAUUCAUUCCAUCCAUUUUUUCUCAAUUUUUUUUUUGUUUCAGCCGUCCGCCAUCUCUCCUCGGCGCCUCACUAAUCGGCCGCUCGCCUUCUCACCUCGGCGCUUUACUUCGCGCAGGCGGCGCUCCCCUUUUUCCUUAGCGCCUCUCAACCAUUCUCUUCCGGUUGUAUUGGGAAGGAGCUCUUUCUCCACGACGCCUUGACUCUCCAAACAGGCGGCGCUUCCCCAGCUGAUUGCUUCGCUUCGCUUUCUCCGAGCCAGCGGCGCCACCCCCUGCAUAUUAGGUACGUUUUUUUUUUCUUGGAUUAAGGAGGCGGCGCCUCCGAUAAUUGUUAGCUAGGGUUUGUCUCAACUUUCCCGACUAUUCCAGUCAUCUAUGGGCGCCUUCCCGUUGGUUCUCGUCGGUAGGCGCCACGUUGCCCACACCUUGAGGUUUGUUUCAAAUUAGAAGGAUCGGAGGCGCCACCCCCCCCCCCUCUUCUAUGCACAGGCGCCUUGGUUUCUUAACGGACUUCGGGAGGAUAUAAUCCGGCCGCCCCUUCCAAUUGGGAGCGCCGCCUCCCUUACUUUUUGCUAGGCGCCUUUGUUCUUUGUCAUACCGAUUUUCGUUGACGGGCGCCUACCUUUUGUUGUAUUGGGCAUCUCUGUUGAGAUUCGAUUGUGAUACUGCGCUCUUAAUGUCUGUGGGUUUCUUUGAUUGCUGUCUGUUUGCUUCCGCCUUUUGAUUUGUUUUUCGAUUCUCUUAUUUCAAAAACGCCGCCCUGCUUACCCGCGCCUUGCUCUUUGUCUGUUUGCAGGCUUUGAUUUCAAGGCGUCGAAGGCGUCUAGCAACGCAUAGCCACGGGAGGCGACAACGGUUUUUUACCCGCGCGUUACCGGCUUAGGCGUUGUACACGCUUCUCCUCCAAGACUCAUUUUGCCGCCCACCACUCUCUUAUGGCUUCCAAUAAUUCGCAACCCUCUGC
Messenger RNA from Linum trigynum, 2499 nucleotides. Lineage: Eukaryota; Viridiplantae; Streptophyta; Magnoliopsida; Malpighiales; Linaceae. The record is from the annotation of a GenBank genome assembly.